Molecule: messenger RNA, 2462 nt
Organism: Cygnus atratus (black swan)
Lineage: Eukaryota; Metazoa; Chordata; Aves; Anseriformes; Anatidae
Gene: TESMIN
Product: testis expressed metallothionein like protein
Exons: 12
Coding region: 1-1317 (438 amino acids)
Biological process (GO): regulation of DNA-templated transcription
Cellular component (GO): nucleus
Source: RefSeq, a predicted model, not a curated record
AUGGAGAAUCAGAUAUUGCUCGAUAUAAGAUCGGUUAUAGAUGGUGGACUUGUGUUUAGACCAUUAAUACCUCCAGCUGCAGGUGAGAAUAACUGUAUUUGUUAUGACCACUAUAAGGGAAUCCAAACCAGUCCUAUGCAGUCAAAAAACUUGCCAGAUUGCUUAAAUGAAUCUUCCAGCAGUAUUUGUGGCUUACCUCAGACUAAUGCUUCUGUCUAUGAUGAAAUAGCUGAGGUAAGAGAGGCAAUUAAAAAGGUUAUUGAGAAUUACCAAGACACAACAAUUUUUUACAGUUCAAAUGUUGGCAAAUCUGGCUGCAAGUUAUUAGCAUUGCAUGGUGUAGUGGAGGAACCCAGAUGUUUACACAGAAAUGAUUCUAACCCUGUGGUAAUCUGUCAGUUGGAAGGAGGUACUCAAAUACUCUGCAUAAACAAUUGUGCCACACAGGAACUAAAACCAGUUUAUGUAUUGCCCCAGUAUCAAGACCAACAUAAUUAUCUUCAAUCUGAUGUGGGCAACCCUGUAACAGCUGUACUGGGGCAGUAUUUGCCUGUUUCAGGUAAACUGGAUCUCAAUGAGCAAGAGUUUGAACAUGGAUCCUUACAAUCGGUAGCUAGCACUGCCACGUUCCAGCCAGAAUCAAACCUGCAAGUGAAAGUGCCUUCAGCUGGCCUACCUUCUCAUUCAGGGUUUACAAAGUCUAAGAAACCAUGUAACUGCACAAAAUCUCAGUGUCUUAAAUUAUAUUGUGAUUGCUUUGCCAAUGGUGAUUUUUGCUGCAAUUGCAACUGCAAUAAUUGUUACAACAAUCCACUUCAUGAAACUGAACGAUUUAAAGCCAUUAAGGUUUGUCUCGAUAGAAACCCAGAAGCUUUCCUACCAAAGAUUGGGCAAACAAAACUGGGAGAAGUUAAACCUCACCAUAACAAAGGAUGCAAUUGCAGGCGUUCAGGAUGUCUCAAGAAUUAUUGUGAGUGCUUUGAGGCUAAAAUUAUGUGUUCCUCUAUUUGUAAAUGCAUUGGUUGCAAAAAUUAUGAAGAAAGUCCAGAUAAAAAAACACAGCUGACUGCGCUAAACUACAUGGACAUAGGAAGUAAUGAAGGAAAUAACCCAGUUUUAACAUCAGCAUUGGAAAUAUUACCAAAAUUGGAGAAAGACAGGCUGAGAUGUCUAUCUUGGGAAGAAGUGAAAGCAACAUGUACUUGUCUCCUGGUGCAAGCUGAAGAGGCAGAAAAACGAGGAUACUCUGACUGUCUAGGUGAACGCAUGAUCAUGGAGGAAUUUGGGAGGUGUUUAUCCCAGAUUUUACAUGCAUAAUUAAAAUCUGCAAGACUGAAGGUUUUCAAUAAUUUUCCAUGUAUUAUAAAGCCAAAGAGAAUUAAUAUGGAUAUAUUGUCAGUCUCCACAAUUCUGCUGCUUAAUGAUCUUACCUUGAUCUUUCAUAGGACUAAUUUCAUUGACUUCUCAUGAAUUCUUUCUGGGUUAUGCUGGUGUAAGUGAAAUCCAUGUAAUAUCCAGCAUUUUUUCAAGUAACUUAAUACAAAAGAAAGCUUACUACAUUUUCUACUAAAAAAGAUUGUCUCUGUACUUAUGAUUUUCUGAAGAAUUGGCCCAGUCUUUUCCCAGACUCUAAUUAAAAGUAAGUUUAACUUAAAAUGACUUUGGAUGUUUGUGAGUAGACAUCCAGUAAAAACUGAGUAAAAAUUUCCUAUCUUAUUUUGGUUAUUAUGUGAAUGGUGAAGCAAUUUAAUUUCCAGUGGUAGUAGGUAAAUCUGCUGCGUUUAGCUUUGGAUCUUCUCUGGUUUGGCAACUUAUUUCUCCUGUCUGCUGAUGUACUAUUUUUGGAAAAGGGAGCAACAUUGUCAAUUGGUUUGGUAUUCAUUGCUGGAAAAAAACAUCUAAAACAAUACCAGCAUCCUUUUCUCAGUGCCACCCUCCCUCCUCCCCGCUCAUCUCCUACUCCCGCCCCCUAACUUUUUUCCAACAGUAGCUUUAGUAGACAUAGAGCCUGUCUAAUAAAAAGUAGGAAUUUGACAUCCUUUUUUCUCCUAUCUUAAAGUACAAGAGUAUGUGACAGAAAAAUCUUUUAUGAAUCUUUUAAGAUUAUGAAAUCUUAUGAAAAGAUUUUAUGAAUCUUUUAUAUAGAAUUAAAAUUUGCUGAAACCUAGAUUUGCAAUCCAGUUUCCCUAAAAGUUUGGAAUAACUUUUGUUUUUUUUUAUUUAUUUUUGGUAUGUUUAAAAUCUAAAAUGCUACACACUCAGUAUGUAUAAAAACUAAAAUGUGUAAAAUUUUCACAUCUUCUCUGUGAUAUGUUUUCUGCUUCUCAUUCUCACUGUUGUUCAAUUUUAUUUUCUCCAGCAGGAGUAAGCUAUUUGCUGCCGUAUUGUUAUCUAAAUGAUUUGACAGAAUAUAUAAAAAAUAACGCUGUUUGGUUUUAGAUGUAUUUAUGCUAGGUUAAUAA